CUCGUUGCAGUAACAGAAGUACGUACGCCAGCCCCAGCACGUGCGAAAUAGCAUGCAAAGCCAGACCCGAUUAGAAGUUGCUUGCCGACUGCACCAUCUGCUGCAAAUCGCGCGAAGCGCCUCUGAUCCGCCCACCACCGCGUCGCCACCAAGAACCUCCAGUGUGGUCCGACAAGAAAAGUCAUGCCGUUCUCUUCCGGCGGCAGCGAGUCGUCGACAAGUCGGCGCCACCUUGCGGUCACGAAAGAGAAAUUAGCCUCGCAACGAGAGCAGAGGAGAGUGGGAACAACUGCACAGGAAAAACAUAGACGACAGCAGCAACAAAGUCUAGCAAAGGACGACGGCACGUUCACGCUUUCCUCUCCGGAGGAAAAAAGUUCUUCUACCACGUUGUGCCACGAAGCUGCAAAUAACGGAAAAAUCGCCACUGGUUCGCCUUCGAGCUCGGUGGGUUUUCAAGCGGAG
Amoebophrya sp. A120 is the source of this 465-nucleotide messenger RNA. Lineage: Eukaryota; Dinophyceae; Syndiniales; Amoebophryaceae. The record is from the annotation of a GenBank genome assembly.